Messenger RNA from Dentiscutata erythropus, 414 nucleotides. NCBI's taxonomy places the organism in Eukaryota, Fungi, Glomeromycota, Glomeromycetes, Diversisporales, Gigasporaceae. The record is from the annotation of a GenBank genome assembly.
AUGAAAACAUUUAAGCAGAAGAAUAUCGUAAAUUUGAACAAAAAAUCCUCCGGAUCUUCUACUAAAUCGAGUAGGAAAAAACGUAAAUCGUAUAAAUCAAAUGUCAAAUCAAAUGUUGAUUCAUUUGGUCCGAACUUAAACGGUGAAAGAAAUGAUCAUGAACCUGAUUCUUAUCAACAAAAUGUUAACUCAUUUGACUCGAACUUGGAUGAUAGAAGAAAUACUCAUGAACCUGAUUCUUAUCAACAAAAUCUAUCACAAUAUCAAUUUACUGCUACAUAUAAUAUGCUGAUAUUCGGAAGUAGUUAUUCUUUCGAAUCACCGCAUGCACUUCCCAUGUUACAGGCCGCAUCCAAUGGAUUAAAUGAAACUGAUGUAUUGCAAGAUCAAUUUAUUAAUGGUUUUACCUUUUAG